ACAGCUCAUAUUCAACUAGCCAACCAUGAAGAUCGUUAUCCUGCUAACUUUGGUAGCGAUGGCCAUCGCCCAGGACAGCUAUCCCACCAAGUACGACAAUAUCGAUGUGGAUGAAAUCCUCAAUUCGGACCGCCUCUUCAAGAAUUACUUCAACUGCCUGAUGGAUGCCGGUCCCUGCACUGCCGAAGGAAACGAACUGAAGAAGUAUCUUCCGGAUGCCGUUUCGACUGGAUGUAAGAAAUGUAGCGAAAAGCAACGUGAGCUUACGGCCAAGGUGGUCAAGUCUUUGAUCGAGAAGCGUCCGGAUGAGUGGACGGCCCUCCGAGGAAAGUACGAUCCCGAUAACACCUUUGUCGAGAAGUAUCGCGACGAAGCAGCCAAGUAUGGUAUUAAGCUGUGAGAAAUGAGUCAAUAUCGGAAUCAGUUAAAAUGGCAAAAUGUAUUGGAUUGCAGUUUUCAUCGUAUCAUAUUUGAAUAUAUUUGAUAUCAAAAUUGACGUUGUAUUCGUGUUGUAAAAUUUUCAUGAAAAAUAAAAUCAGUGCAUAAAAAUGAACAUGUUCAAAAGUGAUUACAUUUUUGUGGUUUUCUAAGCCUAGUUCAAUAUUGAACAAUUUAAUGCAGCAUCGGAUAAAUUUUAACAGAAAUGAAACGGUCUGACUUCCAAAAGUUUUUACAUCGCAUAGUUAGCUUGUCUUUACUGGAGUUGCUCUUUCU
Molecule: messenger RNA, 714 nt
Organism: Armigeres subalbatus
Lineage: Eukaryota; Metazoa; Arthropoda; Insecta; Diptera; Culicidae
Product: ejaculatory bulb-specific protein 3-like
Exons: 1
Coding region: 26-400 (124 amino acids)
Source: RefSeq, a predicted model, not a curated record